Molecule: messenger RNA, 480 nt
Organism: Phytomonas sp. Hart1
Lineage: Eukaryota; Euglenozoa; Kinetoplastea; Trypanosomatida; Trypanosomatidae
Source: the annotation of a GenBank genome assembly
AUGGAGGGGGGUGGGAAGGCCGCCAAGGGCGCUUUGAAAGGGGUCGAGGCGAACUCCCCACUCGUCGUUCCCUUUCUCGCCGGACAUGACCGCGGGGACCUUGUGAAUUCGGUCGCCACGUUAGGCGUGGAAAAGCAAGAGGAGGAUCAGGGGGAGGUGGGGGCCAGGAAUCCGACAAACCCACCGCACGCCCAUUGCAUCACGGGUGAAAAAGAAGCAAACUGUCUUUACGCGGCCAUGAAAUCCGACAAGUCGAGCAAACUCAUGGGGAAGCAUGCGGACUACAGGGAUUUCAACCCCCCGUUUCAUGCCGUCUUCAUCGAAGAAACUGGGGAGGACAACACGCAACUCGAGGACAAGGAAGAAAAGCAGCGAAAGGAGCUGUUCCGAUGGCGUAAGGAGGCUUCCAAACCCAGUAUCGCGUCGUUCGUGCGUUUGGUACUGUCAUUGCCACCGCACGAUACUGCCCCUACAUGUUAA